Messenger RNA from Filobasidium floriforme, 2828 nucleotides. RefSeq lists its product as uncharacterized. The record is from RefSeq and is a predicted model, not a curated record. The transcript has 2 exons. NCBI's taxonomy places the organism in Eukaryota, Fungi, Basidiomycota, Tremellomycetes, Filobasidiales, Filobasidiaceae. The coding region runs from base 157 to 2655 and encodes 832 amino acids.
GUUCUUGCCAACUAUCGUUCAAGACGAGACAGGUCAUCGCUACUACUACUAGCAGUGAAGCACACCAACACUCUUGUCGAACAAUACCCGGCAUUCCCUCGUCAUGUCGAGCUAACCUCCGCUGCUGAGAGUCCGAUAGCGAUUCGAUCGCUAGCUAUGUACACGGACAGGAUAAAAAGCAGCCAGUCUCCAGACAUAGCACUCAUCUGGCCCUUGCCAGAGAUUAUACCUUCUAUCUCGUCUGCAUCCACGCCGCCGUCUCCUCGGCCAAUCCUCCCGGGUGUCAAAUCUGGCUCGCCUGCCUCACCGGAACUCAAGAGGAACAGGACGUCGAGUUAUACGUCGCAACCACGACCUGGCCAUAGUCAAGGUCGAAGCCAGGACCCACUCUACCAGCAUUUACAACCACUUCCGACCAUACCAGGGUCGCCCAGUGUCUCCUUGUCGCAAGCCUCGGUCUUUCAGCACAUCGCUAGCGAGAUCCCAUCCCUUUGCACCGAGAACGGAGCGCCGCCCACGAACGCUUCUCUCAUGCGGGAAGAGACGUACUACUUUCCAGAGACCUUGUCCCAGAUCGAAUUCGUACCCAGUCAGCCGAUCACCUUUGAAGCGGCGUUCUCUCAACAGAUGAAAGAACCACGAGCUGGUCCAUCUUUUCCAUCCUCUGCCUCGUCAUCGAAGAGGUUGGAACAGAUCGCUCUGAGCGAUUUUUCGAUCUUGAGCGAGACGGGUAUGGUCAUGGGGACUACCCCUACACAAGCCAGUAGCAAUGUCGGUGAAGUAUGGACACAGAAGAACGAUCAAAGGAGUCAGACUCGCAUCCGGUCCUCGCCAUCGCGUAGCCCGGCCCAGACUCGGGAGGCACCAGUCUCUCCGUCACGGCCGAUCCUGGCUGCAAAGCAUCUCAACUCUCCCUCCCGACCCACUACCGUUCCCGCCAACUCUGGUCUACCUACUCCGCCUUUCACAGACGCUCGCAAGUCAAAGCCAUCUCGGAUCAAUCGGCGUGAUCACGACUCUGCUGGUGAUGCCAAGGACGACGAGCUGGAGGAGGAGCUCAGGGACUUGAAACGCUGUACGAGCAAGUACGGGAUCUUGUCCCCGCCGAGCAGUUCCAAUACUGGCGGUCAUAGUGAGCGCGACGAGGCGAAGACCGAUUUCGUCGAUCCCUUCAGCGCCGAGUUCGAUGAGAUGGAGGUCGAGGUCGAUUCGGACGACGACGACCGGGGAGUCCAAAGGUUUCAAGCAGGGGUUCCCGUCACUCACGCCAAGAGCAAAGAGGCCCGGAUGGAUGCAUUAGCGAGAUUGAAGAAUAAGCGAAACCGGCUAGAUAUCGCUCCCGUCUCGCCUGUUCCACGGGCCAAACGACGCGAUUCCAUCGCUGUCGAAGAGCCGCCUCGUAGCGUGUUGUCCUCGGAUGACGAAGUAGCGAGGACAAACGACUCGAUAUCUCCGACAAGGUUACCCCUGGUCAGACCGAAGAAGCGGCGAAAGAUAGCUGGGAGUAGUCAGAUGACUGAGCCAGAAGAAGCUCAUGGGCUGAGGGUGGAAGGCAAGGAUGCGAGAUCAUCCGGAGCUGGACGGUCCCAGAACGAAUGCUCGCUUGCACAGAGCGAGAGUAUAGGGGCCCAGGCCGAAGAUACCGGUAUGCUUGACCCCGAGCAGGAUGGUUCAAUCUCGGGCAGUCCUGGUCUACCGAACACGAGGUUGAGCCCAGCUCGGAGAAGCACUAUCGAAGGGGAAGAGCAAGAUCGACUUGUGAGAGACGUUGAUGAUCAAGGCGAGGUUCGGCCUGAUUUUCACUCGCACCAGGUUGCAGAGGGAUCUCUACCUGCCCCGGCGGUUGCUCGCAGCUCGACCGCAGAGGAUCUGGCGAGAAUGUUCGAUGACGAUGGUGUGGAAGAUGAGGAUGAGAAUGGAUCGAUCGAGGAACCGGAUGUCAAGGUCAAGAGCGAGAAAGCCCUUGGUAAACGCCCGCAACGCGAUCUGGCGUCCAUGGUCGAUGACAAUGCCGAGGACGACGACAUGCAGGCCUUUCCCGGAAACAACUUUGUGGAUCUUACGGAAGAUGACGUGGGGGACGAGUAUGAACCGGACAAGUACGAGCUCACGCAGGAGCCCACGGCGGAGGACGACGAUGACGAUCUCGAUCCUGGACUCGGUCUCGGUGAUAUAGACGACUUUGACGCGUUUGACUGGGACCCUUCACAGCCCCUGCGUGAGGCAUCACCCGAGGUGGACGUGACCACCGAUGGUACCGCUCAGCACCAGGAAAGACAGCCCAAGGAAACGAGAGAACCCUUGAUCAACCCGUUGAGGACGAUCUCUUCAUUGCCGGAAAAGUUGAAACAAUUCUACCUGACCCACUGGUGUCGGACGAGCACGAGAAAGGCGGGCGAGCUCGUCGGACCCGAAGCUCAGUUGGCAAACGAUCGAAUCGUUCAGGCCGAAGUGGCCGCCGCGGUGGACAAGCGGAUGAGAGGCAAGACGUGGGAGAAUACGGCGUUGAACAGGACGGGAAAAUCGACAAGCGGAACGGCGGCGGGCGCGAGAGGAGGCAGGGGUGGUGGGAGGGGUGGUGCACGGGGAGCUGCGAGAGGCAAGGCUUUCUUUAUUCAGAGAGCCAUGCGAGCGAGGAGGGGAAGGGGUAAAUAGCAGUCGUUGUGGCCUAGCACCUUUGUUAGCCAGACGGUCUUGUGGAUUUUGAUCGCGGUUUUACCCAAUCGGCUUGUCAUCGAUAUAACAAUAUAUCGCUCGAGCGAUUGAUGAAUCAAGACUGUCAGGCUGCAGGAUAACGCAUCUCGACGUCUGCAAGUACAUGCGUGUGU